AUGGAUGGAGACUCUCCUCCACCACGGCACAACCCGCCACACAUACGUCUGAAUUCAGGCAACCAUGACCUGCUGCAGCUGGCAUCGAGCGCGAGUCCAGACAGCACAACUCGUCCUGCUUCCACACGCCAGCCUUCGUCGCGAUCUCUCACACAGCCCAGUCGCCCUGGCACUGCGCCGUCAUUGAGAACCGCUCCCAGCGGCCAUUCACUUUACCAUUCAGCAGCGCCAGCUGAAUCUGCAGAGCUUUUACUACCGCCUCGAAAAGUAAACACAAGACGAUUCAGGGACGAUGACAGCCCGCUACGCUCACCCAUAUCUCCGGGAGGCUACAACAGCCGAAGAACAUCGUGGUCAUCAGAAAGUGCGGGCAGCAGAGACAGCAGAUAUGCCGGUCCAUUUGCCUCGCCAUUCGACGAUUCCCGCGCUCCUUCAAGAGCCGGCAGCGACGACGCCAAUGUCAACACUCAGACUGUCAGCGAAAAGUUUAACAUUUUACCUUCGGCAGGGCUCUUGCUAUUUCCUGAGGAUGUAGAAAAGGACGAUUAUCUGCACAAUCCAGACCCAAAUGACCCUCCGGACAAGCUGAGCUGUGCAGAUCUGUUCAGCAAAAGAGGUCUCAUGAAUGUGGGCAGUUUGGCCUUAAUCACCCUUGGACUGCUCAUUCUCUUCAUUGGCUACCCCAUAUUAACAUUCGUGCAAAACAAAAUCAACCCUGGUGGAAACUCGUGUUCUUCCGACCCUGACUGUUUAUCCGAUGAUGUCCCUCUUUUGAAAAACCUGCGCACUGGUCUCAUCGACCCCGACACUCCUUCCAAUGCCAUGACCAGAACUGGAGAUAACGGCAAGAAGCAGCAGUUGGUCUUCAGCGACGAGUUCAAUGAAGCCGGACGCACAUUUUACGAUGGCGAUGAUCCUUAUUUCCAGGCAAUGGACUACUGGUAUGGUGUCACGAUGGAUCUCGAAUGGUAUGAUCCAGAUGCUGCAUCAACGGGCAAUGGAACAUUGAACCUCAAAUUUGAUGCGUUCAAGAAUCACGACUUGAACUAUCGCUCUGGUAUGGUCCAGUCGUGGAACAAGCUUUGUUUCAAGGGUGGCUAUAUCGAAGCCUCGAUUUCUCUCCCCGGACGUGGAGACACAGUUGGCUUUUGGCCAGGGUUCUGGACCAUGGGUAACCUUGGCAGACCGGGCUACGCCGCAACGACUGAUGGAAUGUGGCCGUACAGUUACGACCAUGUCUGCGACGUAGGAAUAACGCCCAACCAAUCCGAUCCAAGCGGAAUCAACUGGCUCCCUGGUAUGCGUCUGCCCGCUUGCACAUGUUCUGGCGAAGACCAUCCUUCUCCAGGAAAGAGCAGGAGCGCACCAGAAAUUGAUGCUAUUGAAGCGUCAGUCGAGUUCCUAGCGCCAGGCGCUGGCAUUGGUGCUGCAUCGCAGUCAUUUCAGGUCGCUCCUUUCGAUGUGUGGUAUCAACCACAAGCCGACUGGAUGGAGAUCUACGAUCACCGAAUCACCGAAGCAAAUUCAUACCAGGGUGGUCCGUAUCAACAAGCCAUUUCUGGCCUGUCGGCAUUGAACAAUGACUGGUAUGAUGGAAAGGCAUACCAGAUCUACGCGUUUGAGUACGAGCCGGGUGCGAAUGGGUACAUCACCUGGUACGUGGGUGACAAUCCAACCUGGAAGAUCUUUGGAAAGUCGGUCGGCCCCAAUGGCAACGUCGGUCAGAGAAUCAUUCCAGAAGAGCCGAUGACGAUCAUUGCAAAUUUCGGUAUGAGUAAUGGCUUCUCUGCCAUCAACUUGACUGGUAUAAUGCCUCUGCUUCCGGCGACGAUGCGGAUUGACUACAUCCGCAUCUACCAGCAAGAUGGAGACGAGAUGACAUGUGAUCCGGAAGGAUAUCCGACCACAAACUACAUCGCAUCGCAUCCGGAGCCUUAUGCCAACAUCAACAUCACGCACUGGGAGCAAGCGGACUACACAUUCCCACAAAACUCGUUCAUGCACGGCUGCAAGGCUGAGAACUUCCACGACAAGAAGAAAAGAUCAGCCCCUCAAUCUGCAAAGUUGAAGCGGCAAAGAUGA
Molecule: messenger RNA, 2082 nt
Organism: Pseudocercospora fijiensis CIRAD86
Lineage: Eukaryota; Fungi; Ascomycota; Dothideomycetes; Mycosphaerellales; Mycosphaerellaceae
Product: glycoside hydrolase family 16 protein
Exons: 3
Coding region: 1-2082 (693 amino acids)
Biological process (GO): fungal-type cell wall organization; (1->6)-beta-D-glucan biosynthetic process
Cellular component (GO): plasma membrane; endoplasmic reticulum membrane
Molecular function (GO): glucosidase activity
Source: RefSeq, a predicted model, not a curated record